Papaver somniferum (opium poppy) is the source of this 3383-nucleotide messenger RNA. Its product is annotated as flowering time control protein FCA-like. Gene Ontology annotation, molecular function: protein binding; mRNA binding. The transcript has 19 exons. Lineage: Eukaryota; Viridiplantae; Streptophyta; Magnoliopsida; Ranunculales; Papaveraceae. The record is from RefSeq and is a predicted model, not a curated record. The coding region runs from base 207 to 3020 and encodes 937 amino acids. Gene Ontology annotation, cellular component: ribonucleoprotein complex; nucleus; cytoplasm.
UGGCUCAUCUUCUUCUGUCCCUCCGUCGGACCAUCAUAUGAUUCAUAUCAUAUCAUAUCUUUCCCAAUUUUUCUUGUUUCUCUCUGAACUCUCGAGAAGUAAAAUCUUGGGGGGAUACCAAAAAUCUUUUCUUGUUGUUCUAAAUUAAGUGUUUAUUAUUAAGAUUAAGGCCACAAUUUUGGAAUUCUAGGGUUAGGGUUUUAAAGAUGGAUAGAUACAGAGGAGGAGGUGAAUCAGACGCUUACGAUAGAAGAAUGCCUCCAUCUUUAUCUUCUUCUGAACCCCCAAAUAGAAACCCUAAUUUUAGACCUGGGUUUUCUUCUGCUCGUGGUGGUGGUGGUGGUGGUGGUGGUCGGAGUACCAAUUUCCAUAGUCCUCCUCAUCAGCAACCUUCUUCUUCUUCCGAUUACAGUCACGGCGGCGGCGGUGGUGGUCGGAGUAAUAAUUUCAACAGUCCACCUCCUUCUAAUCGGGGCGGCCGCAGUAGCAAUUUUCACAGUCCUCCUCCUUCUAAUCAUACCCAAGGUGGUUUUGGUGGUGGUGAUGGUGUAAGUGGUUUUGGUGGUGGUGUUGCUCGGAGUAGCAAUUUUCAUAGCUCGUCUCCAUCUAAUCGGGGUGGUCGGAGUAGCAAUUUUCACAGUCCUCCGCCUUCUAAUCAUUCCCAAGGUGGUGGUGGUGGUGGUGAUGGUGUAAGUGGUUUUGGUGGUGCUCGGGGCAGCAAUUUUCAUAGCCCGCCUCCUUCUAAUCAUUCCCAUGCUGGUGGCGGUGGUGGAAGCGGGUUUAGUAGUGGUGGUGAUGGGUUUAGACCAAUGGGUGGUGCUGCAAGUAGCUUCAAUGGUGGUGGGAGUCAUGGGAUGCCAAUUUCUGGUCAGAAAAGAGGGUUUCCUUUCUCUCCCAAAGGAGGGUCUCCGCCAGAAAACACGGAUGGUGCUGCGUUUGCCAAACUUUUCGUUGGAUCUGUUCCUAGGACUUCAACUGAAGAGGAAAUCCGCCCUUUGUUUGAAGAGCAUGGAGAUGUUAUUGAGGUUGCUCUGAUCAAGGAUAAGAGAACCGGGCAACAACAAGGAUGCUGUUUCAUAAAAUAUGCAACUUCAGAGGAUGCUGAGAGGGCCAUUAGAGCUUUGCACAAUCAAUACACUUUACCUGGGGGAACAGGCCCUAUACAAGUUAGAUAUGCUGAUGGAGAGCGGGAGCGCCUUGGAGCAGUUGAGCACAAGUUGUUCGUUGGGUCUAUGAACAGACACGCUGCAGAGAAAGAAAUCAAGGAGAUUUUUGCUCCUUAUGGCCGGGUUGAAGAUGUUUACAUUAUGCGGGAUGAUCUAAAGCAAAGCCGUGGAUGUGGAUUUGUUAAAUUUUCUCAUAGAGAUAUGGCAGUAGCCGCUAUGAAUGCUCUUAAUGGAACCUAUUUAAUGAGAGGUUGUGAUCAGCCAUUAACAGUUCGAUUUGCUGAUCCUAAAAGGCCUAGGGUGGGAGAUUCGAGGGGAACUCCUUCAUUUGGGGGUCCUGGUUUUGGUCCCCGUUCACAAGCAACACCAGGGUUUAGACCGGCAUCAAAUCUUGGUGACCCUAUGGGUGGACGAGGACCACCUAGUUCGUGGAAUCCAAUUAGUCCUCAGAAUGCAGGACCACCUUCUGAUGUUAAUGCGCAUGGUUUCAAUGGUCAGUUGGGUGCUAGAAGUGGUGUUAUGACUGUUCCAUCUGCCACUGGUGGCCCCAUGGGAGGCUUCGCCGGUCCUUCAAAUGGUUCGCAUCCACCACUUGCACCUUUACCGUCUUCAAUCCCUCAACAGGGUUAUAACCAGUCUAUGCCUCAAAUAUCAUCUGGUGGAGAGCUAGUUUCACCUUUAUCAAAGCCACUUCAGUCUCCUCCAGACUUGCUGCCUCCAGUACAACUACAAUCGCAGAACACGCCAGUAUCAUCUUACUCACAGACAUCAACUCAACAAGGCCAGUUACAGAUUUCCAACUCUGCCAUCCGACCCUCCCUUAAUCAGGCAUUUCCAUCACAACAUUCAUCUGGCUCAGUAGGUCAAGUGCCAGUUUCCCAGCCUCAGGUCCAGCAGAGUGCCUCUGUUGCUCCACAGCUCUUGCAACUAGGUGUCUCUGGGCCUACUGGUAUUCAGCAGAAGCAACAAUUGCAUCAGCAUCCGCACCAAUCGCCCUCCCAGCUAGCUCAGGUCCUGUCUCAGCAAACACAAGCUUUGCAAGCUAGGUUUCAGUCAUCACAACAGGCAUUCACUCAGCUACAACAAAAGAUGCAUAUGAUGCAGCAGUCUGGUCAAAAUCUAGCUCAGCAGCCAAAUACCCAGGCAACUAAAUUACAGUCUCCAUGGUCAGGAAACAUUCCUCAAGGGCAGACAGUUUCCAACAGUCUUGCUACUGCAGCUGCUGUGCCCGGGUCUUCAACAACAGCCGCUACAACUCCUGCUUUAGCACCUAUUGUUGGGCAGGUUGCACUUCCUCCUUGUACUUGGACAGAACACAUGUCCCCUGAGGGAUACAAGUACUAUUAUAACAGUGUAACAAGUGAAAGCAGGUGGGAGAAGCCUGAGGAGUUAACCUUGUUUGAGCAACGGCAGCAACAAAAGUUAUCUCGUCCUCAAAAACCUCCGGUUCAACAAUUUCAAUCUCCUGCACAAUCACAGUCACAACCGCAGGUCCUAUCUACCCAGCAAGGCCCUCAGUCGCAACAAAGUCAGAUUCAACCACAGGUCCUAUCUAGCCAACCAGGCCCUCGGUCACAACAAAAUCAGAUUCAUCCACAGGUCAUAUCUAGCCAACAAGGCCCUCAGUCACAACAAAAUCAGAUUCAACCGCAGGUGCGUCACCCCCAACAGCUGCAGCAACCUUCUUUAAACUCACCGUACCAGGGAUCUGGCUUUGCUGGUCAACAAAAUGCUCAGGAACUUGGUUAUGCUCAAUCCCAGGUUUCAGCCAAUUCAGGUGUUGACCCUGCUCGUUUCCACCAGGGGAUUCAGGCACAGGAGUGGGCGUGGAAGAACAAACCUACAGGAUCAUAAUUUAGGGAAGGGAUCCUGAAGCAAGAUGCAGAUGAAGCUUGUGUACUUGAAGGAGAGAAAGUCCCAUUCUAAAUGGUGUGCACAGCGGUUUAUGCGGCGAAAUGUAUGAUAGAGAGAAUCCAUGCCUGAGGACUAGAAGCCGUCCUGUGCCGUGCUCCUCGUGUUAUAUGUACUUUGAGCUUCGCCCUUGACCAUGUCGGGGUUUUACAAUUUCAGUAACACUUGAUGGAAAAAUUUUCACGAAGGAAAGUCCAAAAAGUUAAAAACAAAAUCUGUUGACAGAUCUGUAAUGAUGGUCAUGGGUAAUAUUGAGCUGAUUUUAAUUUUGGAUGCAAACUUGAGCAACUCAAGAUGCAUUAUUCA